Dictyostelium discoideum AX4 is the source of this 276-nucleotide messenger RNA. RefSeq lists its product as hypothetical. The record is from RefSeq and is a predicted model, not a curated record. NCBI's taxonomy places the organism in Eukaryota, Evosea, Eumycetozoa, Dictyosteliales, Dictyosteliaceae. The coding region runs from base 1 to 276 and encodes 91 amino acids. The transcript has a single exon.
AUGAACAAAAGUGAAAGAAUAAUUAAAAAUAGAAAAGAUGAACUCGAAGCUAUUGAUAACUCACUUGCAGCUAUUAAUUCACUCUCACUUUAUGUAGAAAAAAUGGAAGAAGACUAUGAAUCUAUUGGAGCCAAUUAUCUUGUAUUAACUCAUUUACUCAAAAAAGAAAUCCAAGAAAUGCAAAAUUCUUCAAAUAAAUCAAAUAAUAGUACUGAUGACAAUAAUAAUAAUAAUAAUAAUGAUAAUAACAACCAUAAUAUGGUAUUAAAAAAUUAA